AUAAGGCCUAAAUGCUAAGGGUUCUGAAAUCUACUUUGGAAUUUAGAGAAGACUUGAAGACUUGGCUCUGAGCCAGACUGGGAAGUGGGUCAAUGUGCUUUUGUGCCUCAAUGUCCUCUCUGGGCCAGCAGGUGGGAAACCAGCCCUCCCAGCAUGCAGCAGCUGUUCAGUUGUCCCCUUAUCUCCAGUCUGGGGCCAGAAGGAGAAGAAAUCAGCGUUGUCCCCAAUCGAUCGCUGGAUGCCCGGCUCUCCCCAGUUAUCCUCGGUGUCCAGGGAGGAAGCAAGUGUCUGUCCUGUGGGAUGGAACAGGAGCCAACUCUGAAACUAGAGCCUGUGAACAUCAUGGAGCUCUACCUCGAUGCCAAGGAGUCCAAGAGCUUCACCUUCUACCGGCGGGACAUGGGGCUUACCUCCAGCUUUGAGUCAGCUGCUUAUCCAGGCUGGUUCCUCUGCACUGUGCCUGAAGCAGACCAGCCUGUCAGGCUCGCCCAGAUCCCUGAUAAUGCUGCCGGCGAUGCCCCCAUCAUGGACUUCUACUUCCAGCAGUGUGACUAAGAUAACCCUCCCUCCAUAACCCCACCUCUGCCCACAACUCCUUGGGCAGGGCCAGCUGGAACAGGAGUGGGGCUGGAGGAGAGAAAUGAUGAGUGAGCCCCCUCUCUGUGCUCAGGCCCCCCACCUCUGACUUCCUAGCCUUGCUCUCAUUUCCUGAUCCUGAAUGUGUGGGCAAGUUCUUCCAAGAUUUGGGGCUCUGUACAGUUUUCUUGUCUGUUGAGUGGUGCUAUUGAUGUGGAAGGGUCUUUAUGCUCAACAGCAACAGGCCCAAUGCCCUUGAACCCCACUCGAGUCUCACAAGGCUUCCCACUCACCAUAUAUAGCUCUGCUGUUCCACACCACACAGAGAGAGGGGGUCAUGGGGUUACUGAGUCAGGGUCCACAUCCUGUCCGCCUUCCCAUUCAUCCUACCAGCACCUGCUGCCUUCUCCAUCAUCCUCUAACGACAGGCAAGAAAGGGCAGUGGUGUCCAGGUAAAUUCUGCAAUUUAGAAGGUAGACGAUGGACAGGUGCUAAUGCCUGUGCUCAUGGGCAAAUGCUUAUGACACAGUGAGAUGAGUUAUAACAUAACGCAUCUUAUAACCUCAUUUUAAUAUUUAAAAAUGCCUGUGCAUUUCUGAUUGAAAAAAUCUGAAAGAUUUAUGCCAGUUGUGGCAAUAUCCGGUUGGUGGCAAGAUAGGUGACAUUUCUCUUGUUCUUAUUUAUUCAUAUUUCCCUAUUUUGGUACAACAAGGAGGGAGCCUUUAUAUAAUGUUAAGAAAUGUCAUUAAUCCGGCAAUCAGAGCUCCAUCAUUGCUGAGUCAUCUUUAAGCUGCUACUUUCCCGAAAUGAGAUGCAAAUGAAAUUGAGUUCUACUGUUCGGGCAGCAAGAGCAAGGAGCAGGAAAGAGAUCUCCCACAAAACCCCCAAAGAGGAGAACGUGGUGGGCAUGUAUGAAUGGACUCUCUUGGGUAGAGAAUUUACAAGAAACCAAAGUCCUGUGCUUUAGCCUUGGAAUGGUCACAGACUCUCAACUUCCAAGAUUUGGAGUCCAGCCAGCAAGAGGGUUGUUGUGCUGCAUGAAUUAUGCCUCCCUAGUCACGUUCUUCUCAGAACUUCAUGCUGUGGCCUUAUUUGGGAACAUGAUCUUUGGAGCUGCAAUUCAUUAAGCCUGAGUCGCACAGGAGUGGAGUGGACCUAAACUUCAGACGAUGGAUGUGCUUGGAAGAAGAGGAGACACAGAGAGGAAAAGAUGUGACAACAGAGGCAGAGAUGGUAGUGGUGCUGCCACAAGUUGAGAAGUACGAAGGAUCGGAGCAGCCACCAGAAGCCAAGGAGGAGAGAAGGGAGGCUGCUCUCUUGGGGUCUUCAGAGAGGGCGUGGCCAGCUCGACCCUGGAUUUUGGAGUCGUGGUCUCCUGAAUUGUGAGAGAAUAAAUUUCUGUUGUGGUAAAGCCACCACGUCUGUGGUGAUUGGCUCAGAAGUCCUGGGAAGGGAGCUUGGCUGUGGCUGACCCCUUUCUCCAGGUGCUC
Messenger RNA from Ochotona princeps (American pika), 2066 nucleotides. RefSeq names its product interleukin 36 receptor antagonist (gene IL36RN). The coding region runs from base 154 to 555 and encodes 133 amino acids. Lineage: Eukaryota; Metazoa; Chordata; Mammalia; Lagomorpha; Ochotonidae. Gene Ontology annotation, biological process: inflammatory response to antigenic stimulus; cellular response to lipopolysaccharide. The transcript is spliced from 3 exons. Gene Ontology annotation, molecular function: cytokine activity; interleukin-1 receptor binding. The record is from RefSeq and is a predicted model, not a curated record.